AUGGAUGAAGACGUGCCGAAUGUAUUCCUCUUCUAUCCUAAUUUGAUAGGAUAUGGACGCAUUGUAUUGGCUGUUGUUUCUUUCUAUACAAUGGCCGAAAGCCCCUUUAUUGCUCUGUUUUGUUAUGCUCUAAGUGCUGCUUUGGAUGCAUUUGACGGCUGGGCUGCUCGCACCUAUAAUCAGAGCAGCAGAUUUGGUGCUAUGCUCGAUCAGCUCACAGAUAGAUGCGGUACGAUGGCGCUAUGUAUGGCAUUGUGCAGAUUCUAUCCAUCGUGGAUGUUCUGGAUCCAGAUGAGCACAGUAAUUGACGUUGCUUCGCACUGGCUUCAUCUUCAUGCCACUGAUUUGACACGUGCUGACUCCCACAAAAAGAGUGAUAAUCCGAUACUACAUCUCUACUAUACAAAUCGUUUGUUCCUGGGAUUCAUGUGCGCUGGGAAUGAGGCGUUCUACUUGAUCCUUUAUAUACGCGCCUUUUGGUCUGGUCCUGCAAUUUUCAACGUUUAUCUGCUUUCGUAUCUUGCUGCUGUUGCUUUUCCUAUAGCGUUUGUUAAGUCAAUAAUCAGUCUGGUUCAUUUGGUGACUGCAUCUCAAACCAUUGUAAAGUACGACACCGAUGUUAUCCUGGCUAAACGCCGACAAACUGUUAAGAAGGACUGA
Messenger RNA from Necator americanus (New World hookworm), 660 nucleotides. RefSeq lists its product as uncharacterized. Lineage: Eukaryota; Metazoa; Nematoda; Chromadorea; Rhabditida; Ancylostomatidae. The transcript is spliced from 3 exons. The record is from RefSeq and is a predicted model, not a curated record. Gene Ontology annotation, biological process: phosphatidylinositol biosynthetic process. Gene Ontology annotation, cellular component: Golgi apparatus; membrane. The coding region runs from base 1 to 660 and encodes 219 amino acids. Gene Ontology annotation, molecular function: CDP-diacylglycerol-inositol 3-phosphatidyltransferase activity.